GCAGAAAAGAAAAAAGCUGGAGAGAUUGGGAAUUAUAGGUGUGAAACAAACAAAAAAGGGCGGUAAUUGGGGAAAAAAGGAAACCAAAAAAAGCAAUGACUGAUGGUCUUUUAGUUACCAAUUUUCAAAAAAAAAAAGCUUACAUCAAAAUCCAUCAGCACCAAUAAUGGAGCUCAAAUUGAAGAUAAUACUACUACUGUUACUCUCUUUGACGCCCAUUUCGUUCAUCUGUGCAACAAUCCGAGCUGGAGAAGAAGUAGAAUAUCUCCGACCUCCGCCGCGUAAAGCCUUUCGUUUGCCAUGGGAUCCAAAAUCUUCCUCUCAACCUCAGCAGGUUCACAUCUCAUUAGCUGGAGACAAACACAUAAGGGUAUCAUGGGUCACAACUGAUAAAUCUUCUCCUUCAAUUGUUGAAUAUGGAACAUCCACUGGAAAAUAUAGUUACAAAGCUCAAGGAGAGAGUACCAAGUACAGUUACGUGUUAUAUCGUUCUGGAAUGAUACAUCAUACUGUGAUUGGACCAUUGCAAGACAACACAGUGUACUUCUACAGAUGUGGUGGAGAAGAUCCGGAGUUCCAGUUCAAAACUCCACCGUCUAAGUUUCCCGUUACUUUUGCUGUGGCAGGAGAUUUAGGCCAAACUGGAUGGACGAAGUCAACUUUAGACCAUAUAGACCAAUGUAAAUAUGAUGUUCAUUUGCUCCCCGGUGACCUUUCUUAUGCUGAUUAUAUUCAACACAGGUGGGACACAUUUGGUCAACUGGUUCAGCCGCUGGCUAGUGCAAGACCAUGGAUGGUGACUCAAGGGAAUCAUGAAAAAGAAUACAUACCAUUCGUUGUGGAUGAAUUUAUAUCUUACAACUCCAGGUGGAAGAUGCCAUUUGAGGAGAGUGGAUCUACUUCGAAUCUCUACUAUUCAUUUGACGUUGCUGGGGUUCAUACAAUCAUGCUUGGUUCUUAUACCGACUAUGAUGACUACUCUGAUCAAUAUCGAUGGCUGAAGGCUGAUCUUCGAAAGGUUGAUCGUAAAAAGACUCCUUGGUUGGUUGUGUUAUUCCAUGUGCCAUGGUAUAAUAGUAAUGAGGCUCAUCAAGGUGAAGCUGAUGACAUGAUGACAGCUAUGGAGCCUCUGUUGUAUGCAGCUGGUGCAGAUAUAGUGUUUGCUGGGCAUGUUCAUGCUUAUGAACGCACGAGACGAGUUUAUAAUGGUAAACCUGAUCCUUGUGGCGCUGUCCACAUAACAAUUGGUGAUGGGGGAAAUAAAGAAGGUUUAGCGCGCAAGUACAAACUACCCCAACCAGAAUGGUCUGUUUUCCGCGAAGCAAGCUUUGGCCAUGGUGAACUUGCGAUAAUUAAUUCAACUCAUGCCUCUUGGAGUUGGCAUAGAAAUGAUGAUGAUGAACCAGUGAGAUCUGAUCAGGUUUCGAUUACCUCGUUGAUUGAUUCAGGAUGCAGCAGCAUUAGAGUCAUGAACUAAGAGAAAUCCUUGAAGCUUUACUUGUAACAGAAACCAACUACUUGUUCUUAUUAUUAAGUAAUUUAGGAGAUAUAUUGAUUAAUGAACAGAAAGGAUCAUUAGCUCCUUAGUUUUAGCCUCUAAAUGAAAUGUACUUAGUUAUAGGAUUAUUACUUACUACUUACCUUCAAUUAUGCUUGUACUUGAGUACCAAUAUUAGUUAUCACUCGUGAAUUAACAGCCUUUA
Solanum verrucosum is the source of this 1703-nucleotide messenger RNA. Its product is annotated as purple acid phosphatase 18. Gene Ontology annotation, molecular function: acid phosphatase activity; metal ion binding. Bases 167 to 1477 code for a protein of 436 amino acids. The record is from RefSeq and is a predicted model, not a curated record. The transcript has 5 exons. Lineage: Eukaryota; Viridiplantae; Streptophyta; Magnoliopsida; Solanales; Solanaceae.